GCCUCCUCAGGAACCUUUUUGUCCCGGCUGGCCCGCCGUGCCGCGCGACCGGAGGGGGUGUGUGUGUUAAGGGAGCGUGGCACGUGGGGGAGGGGCGGCGGUUGAGAUGGGCGAGACCAUGUCCAAGAGGCUGAAGCUCCAUCUGGGAGGGGAAGCAGAGAUGGAGGAGCGGUCUUUCCCCAACCCCUUUGCGGACUAUGAAUCCGCCUCCUCCGUGGCGAUUGCCGCCAGCGUCGCUUCUGAAGAGCAUCCCCCGCCCAUCGGGAAUGAUCUGGGCCUCCCAUUUCACGGCGAUGGGAAGAUCAACUCCAGUUUUACAAAGAAGAUACAGGCCAAGAUCAAGGACCUUCUGCAACAGAUGGAGGAAGGGCUGAAGACUGCUGACCCACAUGACUGUUCUACAUACACGGGCUGGACAGGCAUAGCCCUUCUGUACCUGCAGAUGUACCGGGUCACUUCAGACCAGGCCUACCUGCUGCGAUCCCUGGAUUAUGUGAAGAGAACGCUUCGUAAUCUCAAUGGCCGGAGGGUCACUUUUCUCUGUGGGGAUGCGGGGCCCCUUGCCGUGGGCGCUGUGGUGUACCACAGACUAAAGAGUAACAGUGAAUCCAAGGAGUGCAUCACAAAACUUUUGCAGCUACAGAAAACCGUUGUAAGUCCAGACUCAGACCUUCCAGAUGAACUCCUUUAUGGACGGGCAGGUUAUCUCUAUGCCUUACUGUACUUGAAUACAGAGAUUGGUCCAAACACAGUGUCUGAUUCAACUAUCAAAGAGGUAGUAAAUUCUAUCAUUGAAUCGGGUAAACAUUUAUCCAAGGAAGAACGCAAAACUGAACGCUGUCCACUGCUGUACCAGUGGCAUAGGAAGCAGUAUGUUGGAGCAGCUCAUGGCAUGACUGGAAUUUAUUAUAUGCUAAUGCAGCCAGUAUCAAAUGUGGACCAGGAGACCUUGACAGAAUUGGUGAAACCAAGUGUUGAUUAUGUACGGCAUAAAAAAUUCCGAUCUGGAAAUUAUCCAUCAUCAUUAAGCAAUGAAACAGAUAGAUUAGUCCACUGGUGCCAUGGUGCCCCUGGAGUUAUACAUAUGCUUCUACAAGCCUACAAGCUCUUUAAGGAGGACAAAUAUUUAAAAGAUGCUAUGGAAUGCAGUGAUGUCAUCUGGCAGAGAGGCCUGCUCCGGAAAGGCUACGGGAUCUGCCACGGGACAGCAGGAAACGGUUACUCCUUCUUAUCCCUCUAUCAUCUAACUCAGGAUAAAAAGUACCUGUACAGAGCCUGUAAGUUUGCAGAGUGGUGUUUAGACUAUGGUGCGCACGGCUGCCGUAUUCCAGACAGACCCUACUCGCUCUUUGAAGGUAUGGGCGGCGCGAUCCACUUUCUGUCAGAUAUCCUGGUUCCAGAGACAUCCCGCUUUCCAGCAUUUGAACUUGGCCCUUCACAGAAGGCAAAAAGGGCAGAAAAGGACAGCUAGAAACAUCCAUUUGUACCAAAAGCAACACAAUUGCUUAGUGCCUGAGACACCACCAACUUUGGAUCUUAAAGAAGUUAGCAUCUGCCCUUGUCCCCACAUACACACACUUUGUCCAGAGGACCAUGAGAAGCAUGAACGAAGGAAACCACCACAUCGGUGUUCUGUGGCCAUGUUACCAUCCAUUGUGUAAAAUAUGAAUUCCUUAAACUCUUUUGCCAUUCUUCCCUUCAGGCUCUUUCUGGUAUUUGCAUGUUUUUCGGUGUUGUCUGUGGGUGCGAGUUUGCUGUUCAGUUUGUGUGAAUCCCCUUUCUGCCCUCGCAUGAGUGUUAAUGGCAGCAGCACAUCUCUAGUGAAUAAAGUGGUAUUUCUUCCCCAUUUACAUCCAA
Monodelphis domestica (gray short-tailed opossum) is the source of this 1857-nucleotide messenger RNA. RefSeq names its product LanC like glutathione S-transferase 2 (gene LANCL2). NCBI's taxonomy places the organism in Eukaryota, Metazoa, Chordata, Mammalia, Didelphimorphia, Didelphidae. Gene Ontology annotation, cellular component: plasma membrane. Gene Ontology annotation, biological process: peptide modification; carbohydrate metabolic process. The record is from RefSeq and is a predicted model, not a curated record.